GCCUCUUCCCUCGAAUAUGCUUCUUCGCUUCCUUUUCUUCAAUGGCAUGACCAUCUCGUCCUCCUCCUUCCCCAACCUCAUCUCAUCUACUACUCUCCUGAGAUCUUCCUCUUCUUCGCCUUCUUCUUAUCUGCAAUUCCGUCGCGGCGAUGUAUUCUCAUUCCCGUGUCCUCAGCCACCACUAUCUCCUUCUCGCAUCGCACAAACACUUCUCUCGCGCUAUAGCUUCUCAAGGUCAAUCUUCUUCGUUCGUUCGUUACAGCUGUUCCCAUUCCUGUUCCCCUCGGUUGAAUCCAUUGAUUAUUCAACAAUAUAGAUGCUGUGGUCAAUGUAGUGUUCUUACUAGAGCCUUUGGUGAGGAUUCAUUUGACUUACCAUUGCUUGACGAAUGGGAUCUUGAUGGGAACUCUUCUGGAUAUUUCCUCUCAUCCAGUGAUGGUGAGGAUAGUGAUGGAGAAAUAGUUCUUGCUCCAGUGAAUGAUGUUGAUUUACCUUCCAUUUCUGUGUCAAAUAAUGAUGCUUUAACAGUGACCGCUCAUCGACUUGCAACUCUUGGGAGGGGACGCAGGAGACAUAGGAAAAAAUUUGGCAUUAUAAUUAGUUUUGGCCUCAUAAUCUUCUCGACAAUGCUGCUUUUAUACAUUGAUUGGUGUGCUUGGAGAAUUGUUAGGCUACCCUUGCCCCCCUUUUACAUGACCCGUCCAUUUCUUAUAUCAGCCUUUUUGGCGGCUUUUGUUGGCUACAUUUGCAUCCCAUUUUUUCAAAUUUUUGAAUUUAUACAAGUAUUUAAGAAAGAAGGGCCUGUUAGGCAUCUGUUGAAAAAGAGUGUGCCCACAUUGGGGGGUUUGCUAUUUGUACCAAUAGGAAUAUUUGUUACUAGAGCGCUUGGUGGUUUCUCCUCUGUUGAAGUGUUAGGGGCAGCUGGUGCAACUCUGGCAUUUGCAGCAAUUGGUUUACUUGAUGAUAUAUUCAGCCUCACUACAAAACAAAAGAGAGGUUUACCUGGAUGGGCAAAAGUUCUUUUGGAGGCUGCUGUUGGAACGUCAUUCUCAAUUUGGUUGGAUAUCUCUAGCAUAUCAUCGCCCUACGGCAUGAAGAUGCUGGUUCCUCUACCACUUGGCCUUGUGUACUUGGGACAAUAUUAUCGACUUUUGACUUCAUUUUCUUUUGUUUCCAUGGGACAUGGUGUUGAAAUAACCAAUGGUCUUGAUGGACUAGCCAGUGGUAUUGCUGCAUUGGCAUUCAUUGGAAUGUCGAUUGCUGUGCUUCCAAUAUGUUCUGGUCUUGCUAUCUUUGGUGCUUCAAUGGCUGGAUCUUGUGUUGGAUUUCUCCUUCAUAACAGAUACAAGGCAUCUGUUUAUAUGGGUGAUAUUGGCUCUUUGGCACUUGGUGGUGCAUUAGCUUCAAUGGCUGCAUGUACUGGAAUGUUCCUUCCACUACUCAUUUCUUCCGGAGUUUUUGUUGUUGAAGCAUCAUCUGUUGUGAUUCAGGCGAUCUACUUCAGUAUAACUAAAGGUUUGCAGCGACUAAGGCGCUACUUCUUGCAUAUGGCUCCCAUCCAUCGCCAUCUCCAACUAUCUGGGUUCGGGGAACCGACUAUUGUUGCAGGUGCAUAUAUUAUAUCUUCACUACUAGCUUUGCUUGCUGGCUAUGUCGGUCUGGUUUCAGCUUAACAUCCUUAGAAGCUUAUACGCUCAUCUCUGUUAUAGUAAUCUGCAUUCUUUUAUUCAUUGCACACACGCAUAGAAAGAGUGGUCAAGGUUCCAUAGUUACGUCGUCUUCUUCUUUUCGGGUAAUGAGUUCCAUAGUUACUGUCUCACAAAACUAUUAGCAAGAUUAUCAAAUUUUGGUGAGUCUUGUAAUUCUGUAAGAGGUUUGUAUUUAAAAAAAAAAAAAUCCACAAGAGAAGCCAUAUUUCCACUUUCUAUUUAAUAA
Prosopis cineraria is the source of this 1935-nucleotide messenger RNA. RefSeq names its product phospho-N-acetylmuramoyl-pentapeptide-transferase homolog. Gene Ontology annotation, biological process: cell wall organization; cell wall macromolecule biosynthetic process. Gene Ontology annotation, molecular function: phospho-N-acetylmuramoyl-pentapeptide-transferase activity. The transcript is spliced from 8 exons. NCBI's taxonomy places the organism in Eukaryota, Viridiplantae, Streptophyta, Magnoliopsida, Fabales, Fabaceae. The record is from RefSeq and is a predicted model, not a curated record. Gene Ontology annotation, cellular component: membrane. Bases 150 to 1673 code for a protein of 507 amino acids.